This is a messenger RNA of Momordica charantia (bitter melon), 948 nucleotides long. NCBI's taxonomy places the organism in Eukaryota, Viridiplantae, Streptophyta, Magnoliopsida, Cucurbitales, Cucurbitaceae. The record is from RefSeq and is a predicted model, not a curated record.
GAGAAAUGCGAUGCUUCAGGUUCAGCACAAACUUUUCCUAAAGUACCAAACACAGAUAAAAAGGUUACGAGAAAAAGAAGAAACAAAGAUUUUAAAGCGCGUUCGUUUGCUUCCCCUUUACGCCAAAUCCAAUCUUCUUCCCAUGAUUGUUCUUAACAACUCUCAGUUACUGUUUCCCCCCUUUCGAUUGCCUAAUUUCCAAGUUUUUUCCGCGUUAUAAUAGUGCCAACACCAACAAGACAGAGCCCAAACGAGCCGCAGUGUUCGAUUAAUCGUCUAGCCGAUGAUUCCGAUCAAAAUAGCGGCGGCGAUGGCCGUUUGCCUGCCGUUAAUCGUGGCGGUCCUCGCCGUCAAAACGACGGCGCUGGAGAUUCGGCCGUCGGAGCACGGGCUGGAGUUUCAGAGCCCUCCCCCGGCGGGAGACAAAUCGUCGCCGGAGAUGCUGUCGUUCUUUGGAGGAAGGUCAUCGCCGACACCGGAUGCCGCAUUGCCGUUGCCGAAGGCGAUGAAUUCGAGCGAGGCGCCGGGAUGGUGGACCCGCCGUGACGGUGGAGAUACGCGCCUUAGAAACGCAUUAUUGGUGGCGACGGCGGCGUUUGGAAUAACAGGUGUCACUUUACUAGUGGGUUCUGUGCUAUUCUACGUUUAUAAGGUCAAGAACCAAAGAUCAUUGCCAUUAUCUUCCAACAAUAAUCACAAGUAAAAGAUAAAGUUAUCAACCAUCAUCAAUUAUUAUGAUACAUUUACACCACGAAUUUCCCAGUUCCAAUUUUUCUUACUGUAAGAGUUGUCAUAAUGAUUAAUUAUUGCUUAUUUGUAUGCUGGGAAUAUAUAUUGUCACGUAUCAAUAAAUCAGAAAACAGUAGAAAUUUGUUGGGAUUUAGAUUGAGUUUUUUCUCUGUGUUCAUCCUCUUCUGCAAGAAAAUGAUAUUCUCAUCUUAAAUCUGA